AUGGCCACCAUCAGACUGGGAGCAGCCUGCGUCCUGUCCCUGUGCUUGUCCCUGUGCUGGGCCAACCUGUCCCCUAGUGGUCUGAACAAGCUCUACAACACCCGGGUGCAGACGGCGGAGCACGUGACCCGCCUCAAACAGGGCAUGCCCAGCUGGGUCCCCAAGACCUACUUCACCUCCCACAGCGGGGUCCGGGUGACUCUGGACAAUGGGAAGCAGUACCUGAUCCACAAAGGCCCAGGGUUCGGUCGAGCUUCAGACACGGUGGUGACAGACGCCGCUCACAUGUCCAACAGGUGGCAGGUGAAGAAGAGCCAGAACAUGGGAGGCUCUAGGACCGUGGGAGAUAUGGUGAAAGCCGGGGGCUCCAGAUACAGCCUCAUUAAGGGGAAGCACUGCCACAAGGCCGCCAAGAACAUGAUGAGACUGGGGAGGAGGAGGAACUAG
Molecule: messenger RNA, 447 nt
Organism: Knipowitschia caucasica
Lineage: Eukaryota; Metazoa; Chordata; Actinopteri; Gobiiformes; Gobiidae
Source: the annotation of a GenBank genome assembly